AUGGCAGAUGCGAACCAGGCUCACGCCUGUUCAUCGCCAGACUUACUUCCUCCUUCAACCGGUAAUGUCAAGAGGCGAGAAGAUUACAUGCUAGAAGGUGUUGCCACAACUAUAAUGGUGCUGCUAAAGUUAGUCCAAGAUCACAAUGAAGCAUGCAGCAAAAAUGGCGAUGACCGUAAGAAGCAAAGAUUAGCUGGGAUUAUGAACAUCCUCGACGAUGUCAGGACUCGAGUCCAAAAGUCUCAGUGCGGCGAUAAUAGAAGGGAAGCAGAGCUGAGGCGAUGCCACACAGAACUUAGGCCUAGAAGUGGAAAGAAGGACAAGAAGCCCGAGGAGAUCGUUGUCGAUGAGAAGGAAAAGAUAAGGAAAGCCCUAAACGCAAGUUUGGCGGCUCAAAAGAGCCUUGAGAUGAUGUGUUCUAGCCUUGGAAAAGAAAAGGAGAUAAUGGCAGCAGAGCUCACGAAAAAGGUACAUGAGUUGGAUGGAAUGGAGGAGGAUCUCAACGAUCUCACGGCACAAAACGAGAAGUUGCUGGCUAAAGUAAAGGCUUGUGCCACGGAGCACAAGGAGAAGCAUGGCGGAGAAGCUCACAAGGACGUCACGCUACAAGAGCGUAACAAAGAACUCUCGGAACAGCUUCUCAAGUCGCUCGAGGGCUACAGGUCUUUGAAGAGGAAGUUUAGAGACUCGCAGGAGGAAAAUAGGGAAUUGAGGAUGACAAUGGAAGAAUUAGGCAUGGGGAUCACGAGCGGACUUGAUCUAGUGAACAGCUUCCGGCAACGUGUGCCAUCCAUGGAUAUCUGUGGGGAGAUAUCUGAAUUAGAGAACUUGCUCCAAUGCUUUGAGAUGAAGGUAACAAAUCACAGACAGAAGGGUGUCACUGCUCCAAAACCAAAGGCUGAGAUCAGUACCAACAAGGCUUUUCGCGUUGCCUAA
Molecule: messenger RNA, 936 nt
Organism: Eucalyptus grandis
Lineage: Eukaryota; Viridiplantae; Streptophyta; Magnoliopsida; Myrtales; Myrtaceae
Exons: 2
Coding region: 1-936 (311 amino acids)
Source: RefSeq, a predicted model, not a curated record